AUGAACUGUUCAGAUGUGCAGAAGGUGCAGUUUAGAACUCAUAUGCUUGAGAUAGAAGCUGAGGAUUGGUGGCGCAACACUGUUCAGAGAUUUGAUGAGGAUUGCAUUGAAGUGACUUGGGCACUUUUCCGUGAUGCUUUUCUGGAGAAGUAUUUUCUAGAAGAUGUUCGUGGAAAGAAGGAAAUUGAAUUCCUUGAGUUAAAGCAAGGUAAUGGUACCUUAGAUGAGUAUGCUGCAAAGUUUGAGGAGUUGAUCAAAUUUUGUCCCCAUUAUAAUACUGCUAAUGUUGAGAGAUCCAAGUGUCUUAAGUUUGUGAAUGUCUUGAGACCUGAUAUCAAGAAGGAAAUGGGUUACCAACAGAUUACGAGAUUUUAUGAGUUGGUUAAUAAGAGUAGGAUCUAUGAUGAGAAUAGUCGUGAGAGUGCUGCUCAUUAUAAGUCCUUGCAUGAUAAGAAAGGAAAAGGGAAAUUCUAA
Messenger RNA from Lathyrus oleraceus (garden pea), 474 nucleotides. RefSeq lists its product as uncharacterized. The transcript has a single exon. NCBI's taxonomy places the organism in Eukaryota, Viridiplantae, Streptophyta, Magnoliopsida, Fabales, Fabaceae. The record is from RefSeq and is a predicted model, not a curated record. The coding region runs from base 1 to 474 and encodes 157 amino acids.